Messenger RNA from Schizosaccharomyces octosporus yFS286, 1419 nucleotides. RefSeq names its product FAD synthetase. Gene Ontology annotation, molecular function: FMN adenylyltransferase activity. Gene Ontology annotation, biological process: FAD biosynthetic process. The record is from RefSeq and is a predicted model, not a curated record. The transcript is spliced from 3 exons. NCBI's taxonomy places the organism in Eukaryota, Fungi, Ascomycota, Schizosaccharomycetes, Schizosaccharomycetales, Schizosaccharomycetaceae. The coding region runs from base 397 to 1197 and encodes 266 amino acids.
UCCUUUUCCAUUUCUGUUUCCUGAAAUUUCGACUUCUGGGGAAGAAGGUGUUUUAAUAGUGAAGUAGCUAAGAAAUCUAAAUGAAAAAUAAUCGUAAGUCAAAUAAGUAUUGCUUAAAUAAUAAACGAAAUGGAAAACCAUAUACAUUUGUCUUGAUGAAUAUCAGCAGUUUAUCUCAUCUCAUGAAUGAUGAUUCCACCACGUCCAUCCUUCUUGAAUACACGUUUAAGAAGAUACUUACAAGUAACGACUGUUAGUAAGUAUAAAAAGAAGCUCAAUCUUAGAAAGAUAUACUUUAUUUUUUUCUGUUCGUAAUUUUGGAGCAGAAUACAGGUGCAUAGGAAACCGGGACUUUAUUAACGCAGACGUGUAAAAAUAAUUAUACGCACAGGCUCCAUGGAGGCAUUGGAAGACGUAUAUAAUAGAAUAAAAAGGAUUUAUACUUCAGAUUCCUCAUCUGAAAAAGUUAGUGUUCUAAAACAAAAGCUUACAGGAUCACUGAAAUUUAUCGAUUAUGCACUCGACCGUUAUGAGACCUCACAAAUUGCUAUGUCAUUUAACGGAGGAAAGGAUUGUCUAGUUUUACUGUUGCUGUGUAUAUAUUGUUUAAGGGAACGAUACGGUCCCUCUUUGGUAAAACAAAAAUUAUCCGAAAUACCCUUUGUAUUUGUACGGCCAAAAGAUGAAUUCGAUGAAAUGGACAAAUUCGUUAAAAGUUGCGAAGACCUUUACGGCCUUAACAUUAUCAGAAUCUCCCUUCCUAUGAAAGAAGCAUUCACACUUUUCCUAAAACUUAACCCAAGCAUUGAAGCAAUACUUAUCGGAAUCCGUCGAUUAGAUCCACACGGCAAGAAUCGUAUUGCUUUCGAAAUGACCGACAAAGGAUGGCCUAAGUUCAUGCGGAUUCAACCAAUAUUAGAUUGGAAAUACUCAGAAGUUUGGGACCUUUUGCUAGAAACUGAAACGAAAUACUGUACAUUAUACGAUAAAGGAUAUACUUCACUAGGUGGUGUUUCCGAUACAUCACCCAACCCUGCUCUUAAAAAUGAAGAUGGGUCUUAUUCUCCUGCUCAUUUACUUUUGGAUGAUUCAUUGGAACGGUUUGGACGUAAUCAAAAUGUCCCUUUCCGAAGGACCAACUCUCGUUAUUUGUAUGAGAGCGGUGCUUCAUCAUAUGCACCAUCUGAAGUUUCCUAACAUCCUUAGUACGUGUUUUGCUUAAUAAUUUUUUUUUUUAAUUUUCGAGAUAUGGAAGAUAUGAAUUGCCAAUAAAGCGCAAAUCCUACGUACUAGUUGGUCUCCUACAUGCAUGAUUCAAUACUGGUUCAGUCCCCGUAGUCCUCGCUUUAAUGAUUUCGCUAACGACGCCUUAUAUACCUACUACCUAGUAACUUCCAAACAAGUCAUGAACAAUUUCAU